GAAGAUCCUCAAUCCCCCAUUCCUCCAAUACUGUGUACUUCUCAGCUUUAAUGGACUCUGCAGUCCACCUCCCACUGAUUGGCCCCUUCGUAUGGAUGCACAGACAGUACGUACUCUUGGGUUUUUCUUCCCCCCCCCCCUCCUUCUCCUCUCUCCUGUCCUGUCAAUGUGGAAAUCUUUCUUUCCCUUUUCUCUCUGAAGUUUGAACACGUUAUCGCGUGGGGUUUGGCGAUGGACUUAGUUAGUGUCCACCACCGGCCCGUCGAUCACAUCGUCUAUCCUUUCCCUUCUUUUCUGCCGUUGACAUUAGCGCUCACUCUCGUCUUCCCUUGUCGUUUCUUUUAUUAAUUAUAUAUAGGGAGUGUGUUAAUUAACCUUGUUCUAUUUAAAAACGGAUCUUCUUCACGGUCCCAUCCCAGUCUAUGUUUCAUCUCAGAACUUACUCAGCCUCACUGCCCGACUUUCUCAUCGGCUUCCCUUUUUGACUAUGUUUGGUCUGGUCUCAACUAUCAUCAUUUCUACAAGAAGACCAUUUUGACUACGGAUGGUGCCUAAAAGAAGUCACAUUAGACCCAUGGCCUGUGAGCGCUUUAAACAUUUAUAUAAAUCACUCUGCUACUCAACUCACGCGCUAUCCUGACGCAUCAUCCCCCACUACUUUGGCUUGUCAAUACAUCCUAGACGUGGAGACGAUUAUCGGGAAGGUCAUUUUAGACAGCCGACUUGGCAGCUAUGAGUGAGCCUAACCCCAAAAGACUGACUUGGGACAACUCGGCGGAUAUCCUCCAAGGCAUGCUGGACCGGCAGGUCGCACCAACGUCACCGCAGCUAGAGUUCUCAUCGGAUGGGUUUGUAACCUCUGAAUACGCUCUAGGCGAUCCAGCAUCUUUUCUGGGCCUGCAGUUCGGUCCCGACUCCGCAAUAAUCCCGCACAGCCAUCUAUCUAUGCUCAACCAAUGGCCACCACAUCACCAGCAAACAUCGUCACCACCGCCUCAACCCAGCUUGGACGUUUCUCAGUACCAUCACCCGCGGUUAACGAGCAAUCAAGAUGCGUGGAACCCGCUUCAAGUAACGGGUGUGCCGGUGAACACGUCGGCAUGGGGGUUUCCUAACGCGAAUAAGCUCCAGCAAACGCCUGAGGGUGGCCGCAAAAAUUCGACGGGACAGUACAGCGCAACUUCCGAGAGCGACAGCCAUUAUAACGGCUUCCACCCCUCGGAUUCGGGAUACUGCAGUCGCAGCUGUACCACGCGUUCAGUCACCACGUCGUCUUACGCGGUUGAUUCCGUCAGCAGCCCAUUCUUGGCGCCGCAUGAACAUGAACAAGAUCGAGCGUCAAUGCUGGACCUCGGUCCAUCCCAAUGUGGUGACACAGUUGUCGAUGCGCUAGAGAUAGCAGAAUCACCAUCUUUAAUGUGUCAUGAUGUGAUUACAUGUGAUUACCCCAACUGCCCUUGGACGGGCAAGUGUCCAUCCGACAAGAGGAAGCAUGAAGCGAGACACAGAAAGCUGUUCAAAUGCGACGAGCCCGGUUGUACGCGGAAGGAAGGCUUCGGCACCAUCAAUGACCUUGCACGACAUAAGAAGUGCGUCCACAAACAGGAACCAGAGCGCGGGCCCAAAGUGUUGUACAUGUGUUUUGGGCGUAAUUGUCCACGCCGAGGUAAAGAAUGGCCCCGGUUGGACAACUUCCGUCAGCAUCUCUCCCGGAUGCACAAUGACGAGGAUACCAAUGAACUGCUGAAAAGGUCGCAUGAUUGGUAUGAGUCUUAUGUGAAGCCACGAAUUGAGCCUUCAUCUUUUACCGACCGCUUCUCGGAUGAGGUCACGGUUGCUGCUUCUGAAUCAGAAUAUGUCAGAAGGGGUUCCGGUCAGGACCUUUACAGCUUGCGGUCUCCAGAUACGCCUGUCUUUCGGCCAUCUAAUGAGUCAGGCCCUCAACCAAUUAAGGACCCCCAGACUCAACGGAGAUAUUCUACCUUGGAUAGUACACCAAGGCUCCCUGCAAGAGAUACUACACAGCGCCUUGAACUACCGGCCCUGACGACCCUCAAUCUGAGCUCAACCACGGACCUAGAGCCUUCUACUUCUUCUCGGCUAGGACACUCCCAACCUGAUAGUAUGGAAAACAUGGUAUCCGAGAUGGCUACUAACAUGGUCAACGUCAUGGCAAGAAUGAUGAACAGCAGUAGCAAUGAUAGCGGUAACAGCCAGCGCAGACAUAGUCACCAUAUGGGCGACAAAGUAAAGACACUUAAGCGGGAUGACGGACUGUCCGAUCAGAAGCGGGAGAUGAUGCAAAAGAUUUUAUCUGCAGCUUUAGACCAGGUGUCCGGGAACUCAGAACCUAGUCAGGCUGCUUCGCAGGCGGUGCCUGACAGUAAGUCCGACAAAAAAGGCUGGAUACAAUGUGAAUUCUGCACAAAGCGCACGCGUUUGCGCUGCGAAAUGAAGAAACAUAAGAAGCGCCAUGAGCGACCGUACGGUUGCACAUUUGAAAAAUGCAGCAAGACCUUCGGUAGCAAAGCUGACUGGAAACGACACGAGAACUCCCAGCAUUUUCCCUUGCAGAGUUGGCGCUGCACCCUUCCCGAUGCUACGCAAGGGGAUAGAUCUUGUGCUCGCCUAUUCUACGACCAAGGAGAAUAUACCCGUCACCUGAAAAAGCAUCACCAUGCAGAAGAUAAUGAGGUGCAGACUGCACUGGCCAAAAACAGCAUCGGACCGCACGGACAGUCGCAAUUCUGGUGCGGCUUCUGUCGCGACAUUAUCCCACUAAAGGGCCAGGGCCUUGCCGCGUGGAAUGAGCGCUUCAAUCACAUAGAUUCUGAGCACUUCAAAAAUGGCGAGCGGAUCGAGGAUUGGCUCCUCCCUUCGGGGCAUCUGACCAAGGGCCGAGAACGCAGCGAAGGAAAGGAACGAAUCGGAACGCACGAAGAUGGAGAUGGCGAGCCUCCAGCAGAUGAUGUGAGCGACGAUGAGACUGUCGGCAGUGUCUGUAACUCUGAGGGCGAGAACCCACGGGAUGAAACCCCCAUGGCGGCCCCAGAACAAGUACAUAAUCUUUCACUUCGCCAAGUGAACACUCCUUUCGAAAACAAUUUUCCUAUGUUUAACUCUCUUUCCGACCAGACGAACUUACGAAAACGCAAAUUUUCCGCCCCACAACCGUCGUCAGACUACUACGUUCGGGCAGAUAUUCCGGCUAUGGAGAAAAGAUAUAAGACCGAUGAUGCCAUUCAAUCCCAUUAUGGGAACCUCGUCUACUGCUGUCAGUGUAUGCAGGGUCCGUUUUCUUGGUCUUAUACCGCUCAAUGCUUAUAUUGUCCUCAUAGCUUCUGUGGCAAUUGUGGGAGUGAGCGCCAGCCUCGGCCUAAUGGAUAUAUAGAAUCCUCUUAAAAAAUACCGUACAUACAUAUUGAGCCUACCAAACUAGCUCUAAAUGAUAUGAAAGU
This is a messenger RNA of Aspergillus caelatus, 3458 nucleotides long. RefSeq names its product putative C2H2 finger domain protein. Lineage: Eukaryota; Fungi; Ascomycota; Eurotiomycetes; Eurotiales; Aspergillaceae. Gene Ontology annotation, cellular component: nucleus. The coding region runs from base 733 to 3402 and encodes 889 amino acids. Gene Ontology annotation, biological process: regulation of transcription by RNA polymerase II. The transcript is spliced from 6 exons. The record is from RefSeq and is a predicted model, not a curated record.